AAACGAGCCCCAGCAUGCAAGCCGGGCUCUCCCCCCGGCUCCCACCGCCGAGCUGCCCUGCCUAGCGGAGGAGAACCGCUCCCACUCCGCGGGAACUUCGCCGCUGCUUCGAAGCCAUGAGCAGCCACGUGUGGUUCCCCUUGCAGUACAUCGCCAAACCCUACCGCCGGGCACAGGCCCGCAAUGGCUCCGACUUCUUCUCCGCCCUCUACGGCUUCCCCAACCGAUCCUCCUUCUUCCACGGCGACUUGGACCUGGACGACCUGGGGGACUUUGACAGGGGCACCCGGUACGAAGGGGAGUCCCAGAGCCGGACGGUGAAGGCGCUGCUCAUCGUGGCCUAUUCGGUGAUCAUCGGCAUCUCGCUCUUCGGCAAUAUCCUGGUCUGCCACGUGGUGAUCAAGAACAAGAGGAUGCACUCGGCGACCAGCCUCUUCAUCGUCAACCUGGCCAUGGCGGACAUCAUGAUCACCCUCCUGAACACGCCGUUCACCCUGGUGCGAUUCGUAAGCAGUACCUGGGUCUUCGGAAAGCUGAUGUGUCACAUAAGCCGGUUUGUCCAGUACUGUUCUGUCCAUGUUUCUGUGCUUACCCUUGCAGCCAUUGCACUGGAUCGACACCAGGUUAUAAUGCACCCUUUGAAACCCCGGAUGUCAAUUGCUAAAGGAGGAAUUUGCAUCAUUAUAAUCUGGGUUAUGGCCAGCUGCUUCUCUCUGCCCCAUGCCAUCUACCAGAAUCUAGCAAGAUUUGAUAUUGGGAACAGAACUAUACGAAUGGUCUGUCUCCCCAGCUUCCCUCCUCCUGCUGAUCUCUUCUGGAAGUACCUGGACUUGACUACUUUUGUACUCUUGUAUGUCCUGCCCUUGCUUGUGAUCUCCAUCACGUACACAAUGGUAGCCAAGAAGCUCUGGCUGAGGAAUGCCAUUGGAGACGUCACUAUGGAGCAAUACUUUGCCCAUCAGAGGAAGAAGAAGAUGACACUGAAGAUGUUAAUGGUGGUGGUGGUGGUUUUUGCUGUCUGCUGGUUCCCACUGAACUGCUACCUGGUGCUCAUCUCCAGCAGGGCCAUCCACAGCAACAAUGCUCUGUACUUUGCUUUCCACUGGUUUGCCAUGAGCAGCACCUGCUACAACCCCUUCAUUUACUGCUGGCUCAAUGAGAGCUUCCGCUCUGAGCUCAAGUCCCUGUUGUGUGUGUGCCGGCGAAAGAAUGCAGCCCAGAGCCAUGCACUGCAGUCCAUCUCUCCUCCUUUCAGGCAUGCCUGGGCUGAGAAUUGUCAUUAUAAAAGGGGCAGCUGCUCUCAGAAAGCAAGAGCAUCUUCCCAAAGAAACUCUGCAAAGACAGACAUAUCCAGCGUCCAGCCAAUUGUGACAGGGAGCUAA
Messenger RNA from Mauremys mutica (yellowpond turtle), 1382 nucleotides. Its product is annotated as probable G-protein coupled receptor 83. NCBI's taxonomy places the organism in Eukaryota, Metazoa, Chordata, Testudines, Geoemydidae. Gene Ontology annotation, molecular function: neuropeptide Y receptor activity. Gene Ontology annotation, cellular component: membrane. The record is from RefSeq and is a predicted model, not a curated record. The transcript has 4 exons. Bases 117 to 1382 code for a protein of 421 amino acids. Gene Ontology annotation, biological process: neuropeptide signaling pathway.